CGCGUCCCUGUCCCUGUCGGGGUCCGGCGCUGCCCAGUGCCCCAGCCAUGGCAGAGGAGCACGGAGAGCUGGAGGGGAUCAUCGUCAAGGACCAGCACACCAAGGAGAUCGACCUGGUCAACAGAGACCCCAAGCACAUCAACGAGGACGUGGUGAAGGUGGAUUUUGAGGAUGUGAUAGCUGAGCCCGUGGGAACUUACAGCUUCGACGGCGUCUGGAAAAGCAGCUACACCACCUUCACCGUCAGCAAGUACUGGUGCUACCGGCUGCUCUCUGCCCUCCUGGGCGUGCCCCUGGCCGUCGUCUGGGGCUUCCUCUUCGCCCUCAUCUCCUUCUGCCACAUCUGGGCAGUGGUGCCCUGCAUCAAGAGCUACCUGAUCGAGAUCCAGUGCGUCAGCAGGAUCUACUCCCUCUGCAUCCACACCUUCUGUGACCCGCUCUUUGAGGCGCUCGCCAAGAUCUGCAGCAACGUCCGAGUUGCUGUCCGGAAGGAGAUUUAGGUCCUGGCAGCUGCCCCAGCACCCUCACACAGCCCCUUCUGUGCAGGCUGCCUGCCCUUGGGCACACAGACACCCCUGUCCUGUGAGGGAUCUGCACAUGGACACCCCUGUCCCGUGAGGGCCCCACACGGACCCUGUGGUGCAGGAGCCCAGCACCGUGGCAGGGCCCCACAGCAGGGCUGGCUCUCAGGGAUGCUCACUGAGGCAGGCCAGGCUGCUUCUUACUCCAUCCCAAAGCCAGAAGCCUUAGGAGAAGGAAGCCCAUCGUGGCCCAGGGAGCAGCCCAGAGCCCCCUGUGCCCUGCAGGCCCUGAGCUCCUGCAGCAGCUCCUGCAGCAGCUCCUGCAGCACAGCCUGCAGUGCCGGCUGAGCAGCGGGGCUGCAGAGCUGCUGCUGGCCACGGCCCAGAGCCUGCUGCUCCUGCAUCCCUCCGGGCUGGGCUGGGCUGGCAGAAACUCCCCCACAGGAGUUAUUGUGUGUGGUGGGAGCUUCUGCUGUGGUGGGAGCUUGUGCAUUAAACCGCUGCACAAAGGUUUUAGGGAUAGAAUAUCUAAAGCAAACGUUUUUCAUGCCUACUUGCAUUUCAGCCAAGCUGUGGGAGCCAGAGCAGUCCAUGCUUGACAUGUUGUGUCUGCUCCGAGAGCGUGAGCUGACCCUGGGCCACCGCCAGCUGCAAACCCGCCCGUGGCACUUCCAUGCUCGAUUGUGUACUUAAUUGUGGAGCAUCAAAGUGCCGUGGGCAGGAUCCAGGGCAGGACAGCGCAGGUGGGACACGGAGCUUUGGGGAACCUCAGCUGAGACAGGCUGGGCUCUAAGCCAGGCCUGGGCUGGAUCCUCUGGACAAUCUCCGCCAGACACGCGUUCAGCCGGUGCCGAGUCAGCUGCAGCCGCAGCAGGGUGUGUGUCCCAGGGCUGUCCCUGCGCGCUCUCCUGGGAUGCAGGAGGGGCAGGACCGUGCUGAUCCCCCGGCUCUGCCAGCAGGAGGGGGCUCCCGUCCAGCCGGGCCCCUCCCUCAGCACCCGGGGCUGCCCCAGGGAUGGGGAGAGCGGCAGAGCGAGCCUGUGCCGGGACCCUGCGGCCGCAGGGAGAGGGGAGACAGGGCCGCGAGGAGCAGCUCGGAGCUGUUUCCUGCCCUGUACUGUCAGUUAAUUGGUCGGUCCCUCUUCCACGGAGCUGCACUUUCACUUUGAGGCCCUUGAACGCUUUUUUGGCUCCAGCCUUAAGUGCUUUGCUGAACCAGGGCCCAGGAGGUCUCCUUGUUCAGAGGCUGCUCUCAAUUGUCUCCAUGUGAGCCUUCCCCUUGGAUUCCAACAAAGACUUGGAGCCAAAGACUCCUCUAGUGCCAUGCCAAGGAUGAGAAAGAGCCAGGAUUUCUGCUGGAGCUCUUCCAAGAGCUUGGGAAUGUAUACUGCUGGUAUUCCAUAGCAAUGUGGUACCCAAGCUCCAGCAACAGCAGGGCCCAAGAGGGAUGGAGUGAUUAAAAAAAAAAAUUAUAUUUAGGUAAUUACAGGGAGGGGGGGGAAAGUCUCAAAAAAACC
Messenger RNA from Pyrgilauda ruficollis (rufous-necked snowfinch), 2037 nucleotides. It is a transcript of the gene CAV3, whose product is annotated as caveolin 3. Gene Ontology annotation, molecular function: transmembrane transporter binding; molecular adaptor activity; connexin binding. Gene Ontology annotation, biological process: caveola assembly; regulation of membrane depolarization during cardiac muscle cell action potential. The record is from RefSeq and is a predicted model, not a curated record. NCBI's taxonomy places the organism in Eukaryota, Metazoa, Chordata, Aves, Passeriformes, Passeridae. The transcript is spliced from 2 exons. Gene Ontology annotation, cellular component: caveola. Bases 48 to 500 code for a protein of 150 amino acids.